Messenger RNA from Eutrema salsugineum, 720 nucleotides. RefSeq names its product universal stress protein PHOS32. The record is from RefSeq and is a predicted model, not a curated record. The coding region runs from base 68 to 547 and encodes 159 amino acids. Lineage: Eukaryota; Viridiplantae; Streptophyta; Magnoliopsida; Brassicales; Brassicaceae. The transcript has 4 exons.
AGACUAGCGUAAGCAAAUUCCACUUAGAAAUCAUCGAGAGAGAGAUUGAGAGAGAAAAGAGAGAGAAAUGGGAAAAGCACGUACGGUGGGCGUGGGAAUGGACUAUUCUCCGACGAGCAAAUCGGCUCUCCGUUGGACGGCGGAGAAUCUCCUAGAAGAUGGCGACACCGUCAUCUUGAUUCAUGUUCAACCUCAAAACGCCGAUCACACCCGCAAAAUCCUAUUUGAGGAAACCGGUUCACCGUUAGUUCCUUUGGAGGAAUUUCGAGAGGUUAAUUUCUCUAAACAGUAUGGACUUGCUUAUGAUCCGGAGGUUCUUGAUGUUCUUGAUACACUCUCUAGGGCUAAAAAGGUUAAGGUGGUGGCAAAAGUGUAUUGGGGGGAUCCAAGGGAGAAGCUUUGCGAUGCUGUCCAAAAUCUAAAACUCGAUUCCAUUGUUCUUGGCAGUCGAGGUUUGGGUUCUCUGAAAAGGAUCUUGCUGGGUAGUGUGAGCAAUCAUGUGGUGACAAAUGCAACAUGUCCAGUCACAGUUGUUAAGGCCAAUUAACUAAAGUCUAUUGUUCUUUAAAGCUUGGACCGUAGUAGUUACGACUUAUGUGUGGUGUUAAUGCAUUAGUCUAUCAAGAAAUUAAAGUAAAAUGAUAUUUGUUGUUAUAAUUUCUUACUUUUUAUUUUGAUGAAAGAAAAAACAGAACACAGAAAUAAAUUUCUUUUAUAAUA